GGGGAAUCUCGACUCCUCGGUGGCGGCGGCGGCAGCGGGAGGCGGCGCCCGGACAGACGGGCGGAGGGACUGACGGCCGAACUGCGGGACUGGAGAGGGGAUCUAACGGGCAGCCAGGGCUGAGCCGCUAAAGCAGAAUCCCAGAAAGAGGAGCGGAAAGCGCCGGAGGAUGAACUGCUCCGGGCCCCGUUCGGGCGCGGCCCCGGGGGGCGGAUAGCGGAUCGCGGAGCGGGCCUCCUAGGCGGCUGGGAGACGAGGCGCCGGUGGAGGCGGCGGUGAGGAUCAGGAGCCAGAGGCAGGGCCGGAGCGGGCGCCGGAGCGGGCCUGGAUCUGCCUCAACAUGGAGCAGGAGGCCGGGCCCGGUGCCCCCCAGCGCUCCGUGGGCCCUGGAUCUCCCCGGGCUUUCCCCCUGCUGCCGCUGCUGCUGCUGCUCCUGGGAGCACAGGCUCCCCGGGCCCGGGGCCAGGCGGGCAGCCUGGACCUGCAGAUCGAUGAGGAGCAGCCGGCCGGCACCCUGAUCGGGGACAUCAGUGCGGGGCUGCCCGCCGACACCGCCACCCCCCACAUGUACUUCAUCUCUGCCCAGGAGGGCAGCGGGGUGGGCACGGACCUCGCCAUAGACGAGCAGAGCGGCGUGGUCCGGACUGCCCGGGUUCUGGACCGAGAACGCCGCGAUCACUACCAGUUCACCGCGGUCACUCCGGACGGAGCCACCGUGGAGGUCACGGUGCGCGUUGCUGACAUCAACGACCACGCGCCCGCCUUCCCCAAGGCUCGGGCCAGCCUUCAGGUGCCUGAGCACACAGCCCCCGGUACCCGGUACCCCCUGGAGCCUGCCCACGACGCUGACGCUGGUCGCCUGGGGACCCAAGGCUAUGCCCUGUCUGGGGAAGGGGCCGGCCAGGCCUUCCGACUGGAAACCCGCCCCGGGCCCGAUGGCUCCCCCGUGCCCGAGCUGGUGGUCAGCGGGGAGCUGGACCGGGAGAACCGCUCCCACUACACCCUGCGGCUGGAGGCCUACGACGGCGGCGCACCGCCGAGGCGGGCCCAGGCCUUGCUGGACGUGACCCUGGUGGACAUCAACGACCACGCGCCCGCCUUCAACCAGAGCCGAUACCGGGCCGUGGUGUCCGAGAGCCUCCCCCCCGGCAGCCCCGUGCUGCAGGUCUUCGCCGCCGAUGCCGACGCGGGGGCCAACGGAGCCGUGACCUAUGAAAUCAACCGCCGGCAGAGCGACGGGGACGGCCCCUUCUCCAUCGACGCCCACACGGGCCUCCUGCGGCUCGAGCGGCCCCUGGACUUCGAGCAGCGGCGCGUGCAUGAGCUGGUGGUGCAGGCCCGUGACGGGGGCGCCCACCCCGAGGUGGGCUCAGCUUUCGUCACCGUGCACGUGCGCGACUCCAAUGACAAUCAGCCCACCAUGACCAUCAUCUUCCUCAGCGAGGACGGCUCCCCUCGGGUGUCUGAGGGGGCACAGCCCGGGCAGCUGGUGGCGCGGAUCUCCGUGUCCGACCCCGACGACGGCGAUUACGCCCACGUCAACGUGUCCCUGGAGGGUGGGGACGGCAAGUUUGCCCUGACCACCCAGGACAGUGUCAUCUACCUGGUGUGUGUGGCCCGGAGGCUCGACCGAGAGGAGCAAGACGCCUACGAGCUUCGUGUCACCGCCACGGACGCGGGGACCCCUCCGCUGCGGGCAGAGGCUGCCUUCGUCCUGCACGUCACCGACGUCAAUGACAACGCCCCAGCCUUUGACCGCCUGCUCUACCAGCCCGAGCCCCUCCCGGAGGUGGUGCUCCCCGGCAGCUUUGUGGCCCGGGUCACUGCCCGGGACCCCGACCAGGGCCCCAACGGCAACGUGGCCUACAGUAUCGUGCCCGGGACUCACGCCCAUUGGUUCGCGAUUGAUGCAAGCACGGGAGUGAUCACCACAGCCGCCCCCCUGGACUACGAGCUGGAGCCGCGGCCCCAGCUGACUGUGCUGGCCACUGAUGGCGGACAGCCCGCCUUGUCCUCCACAGCGGUGGUCCACGUGGUCCUGCAAGACGUGAACGACAAUGAACCUGUGUUCAAGAGGACCUUCUACAACGCCUCCCUCCCUGAGGGCACAGCACCCGGCACCUGCUUCCUACAGGUGACCGCUACAGAUGCAGACAGCGGCCCAUUUGGCCUCCUUUCCUACUCUUUGGGAGCUGGGCUUAGCUCCACAGGCCCGCCGCCAUUCCAAAUUGACCCUCAUACUGGAGAGGUGUGCACAUCCCGGAGUCUGGACCGGGAUCAAGGACCGCCCAGCUUCGAUUUCACUGUCACUGCUGUAGAUGGGGGUGGCCUGAAGUCACUUGUGUAUGUAAAGGUGUUUGUGUCCGAUGAGAAUGACAACAGGCCCGAGUUCUACCCAAGGAUAUAUGCAGCCAGUGUGAGCACCCAGAGCCCACCAGGCACAGCUAUACUGAGGGUCAGUGCACAUGACCCUGACCAGGGUCCUCAUGGCACCCUCACCUACCGCAUCCUGGCUGGGAAUAGCCCCCCACUCUUUGCCUUGGACAAGGACUCAGGGCUGGUGUCUGUGGCCUGGCCCUUGACUGGACGAGCUGAUGCUGUGCAGCAACUGGAGAUUGGAGUCCAGGAUGCUGGUGGUCUUCGAGCUGAGCCCAAUGCCCAUGUCAACAUCAGCAUUAUCUCUGGGCCUCUCAUGCCUCCAGUCUUUGAACAAGCACAAUACGUCUUCUCCAUGCUUGAAGAUGUGCCUCCAGGGACCAGUGUGGGCACCAUACGGGCACACCACCCUCCAGGCCGCCCAGGCUCUGUGGCCCUCACACUCUCUGGGGGAGACCCACAGGGCCUCUUCUCCUUGGAUGGGGCAUCAGGAUUGCUACGGACACGGCGCCUGCUGGACAGGGAGCGCUUGGGGCCCGUGCUAGAGCUAGAGGUGCGUGCAGGCACAGGGUCUCCGCCAGCCUUUGCCCUGGCCCGGGUUCGCGUGUUGCUGGAAGAUGUGAACGACAAUGCACCUGCCUUCCCUUCACCCACGGACACUGUGUGGCUGCCCCCAGAUGCUGGUCCGGGCACCCCUGUGUAUACGCUGCGGGCAACUGAUCCCGAUUCUGGUAGCAAUGGCCAUGUCACCUUCACACUGGUGGCUGGGGGGAAAGGAGCCUUUGCCGUGGACCCUGCCACGGGCCACGUACAGCUCGUGAGGCCCCUGGGUGGGCUGGCCCAAGAGUUGGAGCUAGAAGCACGUGAUAGUGGCUCUCCCCCCCUGACCAGCCGCUUCCUGCUUCGAGUAGCUGUGCAAGAAGCAGGGUCCAGGGCUGGUGGGACUGACACUGGGGUUGGGGGUGGGAUCCCCAAGUUUGACCACUCUACUUAUAAUGUGGAGUUGUCUGAAAGUACAGCCCCAGGCACAAAGUUCCUGCAGGUACGGGCACAGGGCCCUAAGGGAGGGCCCCCUAUAUCCUACCACCUACAGUCAGAUGGGGUGGGUACAACCUUUGGUGUGGACUCACGUAGUGGAUGGCUUUGGGUGCGGACAGCACUGGACCGUGAGGCAUGGGAAGUAUACACAUUGCCGGUCCUGGCUGUGGCUGGGGAUGGUCAAGGGAGCCUGACAGGCACAGCCACUGUGAGGGUGAGCAUCCAAGACCGGAAUGACCAUGGGCCCCGUCUCACUGAGGAGCCCACCUUCCUGGCUGUGGCUGAGAACCAGCCACCGGGAACCACCGCAGGCCGCAUUACAGCCACGGAUCGAGACUCGGGCCCCAAUGGACACCUCACUUACCACCUGCUGCAGCCACCGGAUGAGAGUGGGGCCUUCCACAUCCAUCCACAGACAGGGGAAGUGACCACAAGACGCAGUCUAGACCGUGAGCAGCAGAGCAGCUACCAGCUCCUGGUACAAGUGCAAGAUGGAGGUGCUCCUCCACGAAGCACCACAGGCACAGUGCAUGUCAUGGUGCUGGACCUCAAUGAUAACAGCCCCACCUUCCUACAUACCCUGGGGGCAGCUGGUGGUGGGUUUCCGGUGCAGGUAUUGGAAGGCAUUCCCCCAGGAUCCCUUGUCACACGCCUACAGGCAAAGGACCCAGAUGAAGGAGAAAAUGGAACAAUCCUGUACAGCAUGACAGGUCCUGGCUCAGAGCUCUUCUUGCUACACCCUCACUCUGGAGAACUGAGCACAGCUGGACCCCUGAGUCGAUUAGAGAGGCCCCACUAUGUGCUAACAGUGAAUGCUCAGGACCAGGGCAAUCCCCCCAGAAGCACCAGCCUCCAGCUGCUCCUGCAGGUGCUGCCCCGGACCAGAUCCCCGGCAGCCCCUGAUGCCUCGGCAGCCCCCGCAGUGCUGACACUGACAGCAGGAGAGGGGCUCCAGCCAGGCUCCCUGCUGGGAUCGGUGGCAGUUCCAGGGGCCCCCCAAGGCGCACUUACCUACACACUGGUAGGUGGAGGUGACCCUGAGGGCACAUUCGCAUUGGAUGCAGCCACAGGUCAGCUGUACCUGGCCAGGCCUCUGGACUUCGAAGCGGGGCCGGCCUGGAGAGCCCUGACGGUGCGCGCUGAGGAGGUGGGUGGGGGCGCCCCAGCUUACCCUGCCGGGCCUCGGCUGCUGCGUGUGGAGCUGCGUGUGGAGGACGAGAACGAGCACGCACCCACCUUUUCCCGGGACCCACUAACUCUGGCGCUGCCUGAGAACCCGCCUCCAGGCGCUGUGAUCUACACAUUCCAAGCCGCAGAUGCGGACGGGCCUGGCCCAAAUAGUGACGUGCGCUACCGCCUGCUGCGCCAGUCGCCCCCCGUCCCUGCCUUGCGACUGGACCCUCGCACUGGUGCCCUCAGUGCCCCCAGGGGCCUGGACCGGGAGGCCACCCCUGCCCUGCUCUUGCUGGUGGAAGCCACUGAUCAGGCCCGGAACAUCAGCCUGCGGCGCAGCACGCGUGUCUCAGCGAGGGUGUUUGUGACAGACGAGAACGACAAUGUGCCGCUCUUUGUCUCAUCGCCCAGCUCCCUGCUUCCUGAGGACCAGCCAGCUGGUUCUGUGGCCCUCUACGUGGUGGCCCGGGAUCCAGACCUGGGUGAGGCUGCCCGCCUCUCCUACCAGCUGGCAGGUGGCAACAGCGAUGGGCAUUUUCAUCUGCACCCUAGCACUGGUGCCCUGUCUAUCACGCGGCCCCUAGACCGGGAGCAGCGAGCUGAGCACUUGCUGACUGUGGUCGCCGCAGACCACGGGUCGCCGCCCCGAUCAGCCACUCAGUUGCUGACUGUCAGUGUGGUAGAUGUCAAUGAUGAGGCGCCCACCUUCCCACAGGCAGCAUACCAUGUCCAUGUGCCGGAGAACCGUCCACCGGGCACCACUGUGCUCACUUUGCACGCCACCGACCCUGACUUGGGUGUUAAUGGACAAGUGACAUAUGGCGGUGUCUCUGGUGACACAUUCUCCCUGGACCCAAACACCGGGGUGCUCACUACUCGGCAGGUCUUGGACCGAGAAGAGCAGCAAGAAAUCAACCUAACUGUGUAUGCCCAGGACGGGGGCUCACCACCUCUGCUGAGCCACGUGUCCGUGCAUGUGACUGUGGAGGAUGAGAAUGACCAUGCACCGGCCUUUGGGAGCUCCCAUCUCUCCCUGGAGGUUCCCGAGGGCCAGGACCCCCAGACACUGACCGUGCUCAGGGCUUCGGAUCCUGACAUUGGCCCUAAUGGGCAAAUUAACUAUCAAAUUCUGAAUGGUGACGUAUCUGGAGCCUUCAUCCUGGAUGCGGUCUCAGGGACCCUGGGCACAGCACGAUCCUUGGACCGGGAGGCAGAGCCAUCAUUCCAGCUCUUGGUGGCAGCCAGAGAUGGAGGCCAGCCUGCCCUGAGCGCCACUAUGCUGGUGACUGUGGCGGUGCUGGAUGCCAACGAUCACGCCCCCACCUUCACAGCCCCGUCCUACACGGUAGAGGUGCCCGAGGACGCCCCUCCAGGGACGCUGCUGCUGCAGCUGGAAGCACACGAUCCGGACGCGGGGGCCAACGGGCGCGUAGCCUACUACCUGGGGGAGGGCGCGGGCGGCGCCUUCUUGCUGGAGCCCGGCUCGGGAGAGCUGCGCACGGCUGUUCCCCUGGACCGUGAGCGGCAGGCUCGCUAUGGCUUUGUGGUGCAUGCCGUGGACGGAGCCGCAGCCGGGCCCCUCAGUGCCAGCGUGUCUGUCACCAUCACUGUGCGAGAUGUGAAUGACCACGCACCCGCCUUCCCGGCCAGCCCCCUCAGGCUCCGGCUGCGGCCCACACGCACCGCCCUGGGCCAGGGCUCCUCUGGCCCUCACUUCUUAGCCACACUGAGGGCCGAGGACCGGGAUGCUGGCGCCAAUGCCUCCAUCUUGUACCGGCUGGCGGGGCCCGCACCCCCUGGCGCCUCUGUGGACUCAUACACUGGGGAGAUCCGCUUGGCCCGCCCACCCGCCGCCCUGGGCCCCCGGGACCGUGUACUCUUCAUUGUGGCCACUGACCUGGGCCGCCCAGCUCGUUCUGCCACUGGAGUGGUUAUUGUGGGACUACAAGGGGAAGCGGAACGUGGCCCUCGAUUUCCCCGGCCCAGCAGCGAGGCUGCUAUUCCUGAGGAUGCCCCACCAGGGACCCUCAUUAUGUCCCCCCAGGCCACCCAUGCUGGGGGCUCCACAGGCGCUAUCACCUACAGCAUCCUCAGCGGCAACGAGCAUGAUCUUUUCUCCAUUGAACCCAGCACAGGGGCACUCUCAGUGAAGGCAGCAGGGGGACUGGACUUUGAGACGAGCCCAAGACUGCGGCUGGUUUUGCAAGCAGAGAGUGGCGGUUCCUUUGGCUUCACGGUGCUGACGCUGAGCCUCCAGGAUGCUAACGACAAUGCUCCACGAUUUCUGAAGCCCCACUAUGCAGCCUUUGUACCCGAGUCUCGCCCUUUAUCUGGGCCUCUCCUGAAGGUAGAGGCUGAUGACCUGGACCAGGGCCCAGGCGGACAAGUCACUUAUAGCCUGGCUCCAUCUCAUGCCACUCGGGGGCUGUUUCACAUAGACCCAGCUAUGGGUACUAUUACCACUACAGCUAUCCUAGACCGAGAGAUCUGGGCAGAGACUCGCCUGGUGGUGAUGGCCACGGAUAGAGGCUCCCCACCCCUAGUGGGCUCAGCCACACUGACUGUACUAGUCAUUGAUGCCAAUGACAACCGACCAACUAUCCCCCAGCCCUGGGAGAUCCAAGUACCAGAGGAUGCACUGCUAGGCUCAGAGAUUGCUCGGGUGACGGGGAACGACGUGGACUCAGGACCCGCCCUGUGGUAUGUGCUGAACCCGCCUGGGACCCAGGGCCCCUUCAGUGUGGGGCGCUACGGAGGCCGCAUCUCCCUCACAGAGCCCCUUGACUUUGAGCACAUGGAUUGUUAUCAGCUGCACCUGCUGGCCCGGGAUGGGCAGCAUGAGGGCAGCGCCAACCUCACGAUACAGGUAGAGGAUGUCAAUGACAACGUACCCACCUUCUCUCAAAGCCUCUAUCAGGUGACCUUGGCAGAGCACACAACUCCAGGCAGUGCAAUCCUGACCAUCUCUGCCACUGAUCUUGAUUCUGGAGACAAUGGCCGUGUUUCCUACCACCUCGUGUCCAGCGCAGAGGGUUUUGACAUCGACCCCAGCAAUGGGACCCUGUUCAUGAUUCAAGCAGCCUCCCAGAGCCUGGGUGGUUUGGGCACAGUGGACAUGGUGCUGGAAGCACGCGAUCAUGGGGUCCCGAGGAGGACAGCACAGGCCACAGUCCACAUUCAGCUGCAGGAUGAGAACGACUACACUCCCAGCUUUGUGCAGCCCUACUACCACAUCACUGUUGCUGAGGACCUGCCCCCAGGAUCCACAGUUUUAAUCCUGGAAGCUACAGAUGCUGACCAGAGCCGACCGCACGCUACACUGGACUAUGCCAUCAUCAGUGGCAACCGCGGACAGGCCUUCCAACUGGAGAGGCACUUGUCCGAAGGUGGCUCCGGUCCACAGGCCUCGGGAUGUCUGGUGUUGCUUGAGCCGCUGGACUUUGAGAGCGUCACCGAGUACAAUUUGACGGUGUGUGCAGCGGAUAGAGGGAAACCUCCACGAAGCACAAGUGUCCUGGUCGUCAUCACCGUGCAGGACGUCAACGACAACCCACCCGUCUUCGCCCAGCCCCAUUACCGUGUGGCUGUGCCGGAGGACACUCCUGUGGGCACCGAGUUGUUGCGUGUGGCAGCCUCUGAUGCUGAUCCAGGCCCCCACGGUCUGGUUUACUUCACCAUCAGUUCUGGGGACCCCGCACACCUCUUUGAGCUGGAUGAAAGCUCAGGGGCCCUCCGCUUAGCACGACAGCUGGACCGAGAAGCUCAAGCACAGCAUCAACUAGUGGUUGAAGCAGCUGACCCUCCUGGAGCCCACUUUGCCCUGGUGCCUGUCACGGUGGAAGUACAAGACGUCAAUGAGCACGGGCCUGCCUUUCCCCUGCUUACUCUGAGUGCCAGUUUGCCUGAGAACCAGCCUCCAGGAACACUGAUCACCACACUCCAUGCCCUGGAUAAGGACACUGGGGCCUUUGGGCAACUCCACUACACGCUACUAGAACCAGGAUUAGGGCAGGGACUGGGAGCCACCCAUUGGGAUAUGUUUGCUUUGAAUGGCUCAUCAGGUGAACUUCGGGCAAGAGUCCCUUUUGACUAUGAGCAUACCCGCAGCUUCCGGUUGCUUGUGGGUGCAGCAGAUGCAGGGAACCUCUCAGCCUCAGUCACCUUGUCUGUGCUAGUAACUGGUGAAGAUGAGUAUGAUCCUGUCUUCCUAGCACCUUCAUUCCACUUUCAAGUGCCUGAGGGUGCCCGCCGGGGCUACAGUCUAGGCCAUGUGCUGGCCACAGAUGAGGAUGGAGGCGCGGAUGGUGUGGUCCUGUACUCCCUUUCUGCUCCCUCCCCGUAUUUUGGGAUCAACCAGACCACGGGUGCUCUGUACCUACGAGUGGACAGCCAGGCACCAGGUGCAGGGGCCAGCGAAGCCGGGGGAGUAGGCCGGGCGAGGCGGGAGGCACCCCGGGAGUUACAGCUGGAGGUGGUAGCUCGAGGGCCCCUGCCUGGAGCCCGAAGUGCUGCAGUGCCUGUGACUGUGGAUAUCACCCACACAGCGCUAGGCUUAGCCCCUGACCUCAACCUGCUGUUAGUGGGUGCUGUUGCCGCCUCGCUGGGUGUGGUGGUGGUCCUGGCACUAGCAGCCCUGGUGUUGGGGCUAGUACGUGCUCGAGCUCACAAGGCGGAGGCAGCCCCAGGGUCCACUCUUCCACCUGCCCCUCUUAGUACCAGCUCCCUGCAAAAACCAGGCCGAGAGGCCCCUAGUCCCCCACAUUCCGAACACCUUUACCACCAGACAUUGCCUGGAUAUGGUGGGCCUAGCACAGGCGGUCCUUACCCACGUGGUGGCUCCCUGGACCCUUCCCACUCCAGUGGGCGUGGUUCUGCUGAGGCAGCUGAAGAUGACGAGAUACGAAUGAUCAAUGAGUUCCCCAGAGUGGCCAGCGUUGCUUCUUCACUGGCUGCCCGUGGCCCUGAUUCUGGCAUCCAACAAGACGCUGAUGCUGACGGACUGAGCGAUACAUCCUGUGAGCCACCUCCACCUGAUGCCUGGUACAAGAGCCGAAAGGCUGGGCUGCUGCUUCCAGGCCCUGGGCCGGGGCUUUACCGAGAGGAGGGUCCGCCAGCUGCCAGCACCGCUGGGGCCUUCCUAGGAGGCUGUGGCCUGAGCCCCGCCCCUCCUGGAGACUAUGGUUUCCCAGCCGAUGGCAAGCCCUGUGUGGCAGGGGCACUCACAGCCAUUGUGGCGGGAGAAGAGGAGCUCCGGGGCAGCUACAACUGGGACUACCUGCUGAGCUGGUGUCCCCAGUUCCAGCCACUGGCCAGUGUCUUCACUGAGAUUGCUCGGCUCAAGGACGAGGCACGGCCCUGCCCACCUGCACCCCGAAUUGACCCACCACCCCUCAUUACCGCUGUGGCCCACCCUGGGGCCAAGUCUGUACCUCCUAAGCCAGCUAACUCUUCAGGCCCGGGAGUCCGUGGUCCCUUCCUGCCCACCCACCGCUCCCCCAUUAGCCAUGAAGGAUCCCUGUCCUCAGCUGCCAUGUCCCCCAGUUUUUCACCUUCACUAUCACCACUGGCUGCCCGCUCCCCUGUUGUUUCCCCCUUUGGGGUAGCACAAGGACCCUCUGCCUCAGCUCUGAGUGCAGAGCCUGGCCUGGAGGCCCCUGAUGAGGCAGAGCUACAUAUCUAGACUGGAAAGCUCCCAGGGCCCCCUGCAUAAUCAUGAGGACACAGGACGAGCCCACUGGCCUAUCCCCUAGCGGCCUCUCCCCAGUUCCAUCUCCUCCCAUCCCUAGGUUGGGGCAAGAAAUUACUCCAGGGUCCACUGCUUCCCCCUGGUGGGGACAAUAUCUGGCUCCCCAGAGAUACCCCUCCUAGAGCACAAAUUCAGUCACCAUUCCCGACAGAGGGGCCCUAACAGGCCCAGCCUAGAUUCCCCCAGGGCUUGGUAUAUCCCUUGGGGCCCAGGGCCCAGCCUAUAUAUACCCUGCCUACUGGCCCUGGUGUAUCCAACUCUUGAGGCCGGACAUAUACGAAGGCCCAGCUUACAUCCCCUGGACCCCAGGAAUCAGUAUAUGCAUAUCCCAGGUCCCCAGAGUCCAAUCUUUGUUCCCCAGACCUGGCUUAUCAUCUAUCUCCCCCAGAGCCCAAAGUUUACACUAGUAUGUAUACCUUCUUGCCCUCUCUUUUUCUUAGCUCUCCCACCUUCAACCUGAACCCCAACAU
Molecule: messenger RNA, 10803 nt
Organism: Sarcophilus harrisii (Tasmanian devil)
Lineage: Eukaryota; Metazoa; Chordata; Mammalia; Dasyuromorphia; Dasyuridae
Gene: DCHS1
Product: dachsous cadherin-related 1
Exons: 21
Coding region: 341-10267 (3308 amino acids)
Biological process (GO): homophilic cell-cell adhesion; cell morphogenesis; adherens junction organization
Cellular component (GO): adherens junction; catenin complex; plasma membrane
Molecular function (GO): cadherin binding; calcium ion binding
Source: RefSeq, a predicted model, not a curated record